AAAAAAGCAAAAAAGCAACUGAGGAGAAAGCAAAGCAAAAGCUAUAAUAAUAUUUACAUUCAGGUCAGGGUUUCCUGGCGAACAAGCAAGCAAAUACAAAUCUUUAAAUCGAAAUCGAAGCUGAAAUCGAAAUCGAAUUGGAGCAAUGGACGUGAUAAAGACGCAGCAAAUAUCUGGGAAAUCGAUAGAGAAAGUGAUAGUACACCCACUGGUUCUGCUCAGCAUCGUCGACAACUACAACCGAGUCGCCAAAGACACUCGCAAACGCGUCGUCGGGGUUUUGCUCGGCUCCACUUUCAAAGGCACCGUCGAUGUCACCAACAGCUACGCAGUGCCGUUUGAGGAAGAUGAUAGGGACCCUAGCAUAUGGUUCCUUGACCAUAACUACCAUGAAUCCAUGUUUUCCAUGUUCAAGAGAAUUAACGCCAAGGAGCAUGUUGUGGGGUGGUACAGCACGGGUCCAAAGCUGCGCGAAAACGACUUGCUUAUUCAUGGAUUGUUUAAUGACUAUGUACCAAAUCCCGUCCUGGUUAUAAUUGAUGUCCAACCUAAGGAACUGGGUAUACCAUCAAAAGCUUACUAUGCUGUUGAAGAAGUUAAAGAGAAUGCCACACAGAAAAGCCAAAAGGUGUUUGUGCAUGUGCCUUCAGUAAUUGCUGCCCAUGAAGUUGAGGAAAUUGGGGUGGAACACUUGCUCAGGGACGUGAAAGAUACUACCAUUAGCACUCUUGCAACAGAGGUAACUGGGAAACUAGCAGCACUGAAGGGGUUGGAUGCCCGACUUAAAGAGAUACGAAGUUAUCUUGACCUUGUUAUAGAUGGAAAGAUCCCAUUAAACCACGAGAUUCUUUACCAUUUACAGGAUGUGUUCAAUCUACUACCAAAUCUCAAUGUGACUGAGUUAAUCAAGGCCUUUUCAGUGAAAACAAAUGAUAUGAUGUUGGUUAUUUAUCUUUCUUCCCUUAUCCGAAGUGUGGUCGCUCUCCACAACCUGAUCAACAACAAGAUACUCAAUAAAGAACAUGAAAAGGCAGAAGACUCUAAGCCAGUUGCCGUACCAGCUACCGCUGGAAGCUAAAUAUGAAGAAUUGACGAGACUCCAAUUCGUGAGGGCCAUCUGACUGUUGACCACCAAAUGUCUUCUCAUACAGUCUUGGAGAAUUCUGCAAUCCAGAUGGGGGGAUACACAUAACAUUGAUCUCAUUUGGUAGCCCCUUAGGAUUUACUACGCUCCUAAUGAGCCUUGGCCCCAUUUGUUGUCUAAAUUCCCAGGUUGAUAAAUCAGAUAUUCGUUGUUUAACAUUUCAGUAUUUGAUUGCUGCUCCUUUUUUCAAAUACUUCUCUUUUGGUUUCCAGUUGUUCCCUAUAAUUUCAUUUGUCCUAUUAGCCUUA
Messenger RNA from Quercus robur (English oak), 1392 nucleotides. RefSeq names its product 26S proteasome non-ATPase regulatory subunit 7 homolog A. The record is from RefSeq and is a predicted model, not a curated record. Gene Ontology annotation, cellular component: proteasome regulatory particle; proteasome complex. Bases 146 to 1078 code for a protein of 310 amino acids. The transcript is spliced from 10 exons. Gene Ontology annotation, biological process: proteasome-mediated ubiquitin-dependent protein catabolic process. NCBI's taxonomy places the organism in Eukaryota, Viridiplantae, Streptophyta, Magnoliopsida, Fagales, Fagaceae. Gene Ontology annotation, molecular function: metallopeptidase activity; protein binding.